Messenger RNA from Triplophysa dalaica, 3347 nucleotides. It is a transcript of the gene tshr, whose product is annotated as thyroid stimulating hormone receptor. Gene Ontology annotation, cellular component: membrane. NCBI's taxonomy places the organism in Eukaryota, Metazoa, Chordata, Actinopteri, Cypriniformes, Nemacheilidae. The coding region runs from base 146 to 2410 and encodes 754 amino acids. The transcript has 10 exons. Gene Ontology annotation, molecular function: thyroid-stimulating hormone receptor activity; protein binding. Gene Ontology annotation, biological process: G protein-coupled receptor signaling pathway. The record is from RefSeq and is a predicted model, not a curated record.
CUCUCUCGCUCAGAUGAGUGCUCUUCCACUCAAGGUUUGAGAUCUUAAAGUCUUAGUCAAGUUUGUGGCAUUAUUUUUGUGUCCAGGCACAGCGGGGCGCUUUCGAGAUUCUGGUAUCGUUUUUUAAAGCUGGAUAAAGAGAUUUAUGGAUAAAAUCAUGAAGACACAAUUGCUGUUAGUGUUGAUGCUGUCACCUAUGUGUGUAACUGGACAUUUCAACUCAUGUCCUCGUGGAUGCGAGUGUUCACAAUGGAGAGUUUUCUCUGUCUCAUGCAUGGACAUUGACGUUAUUCCCACGUUUCCCUCAAAUACAGAAACAUUAAGCCUCUACGAGACAAGCCUGACCACCAUUCCUCAAGAUGCCUUUGCAAGUUUGGUCAAUAUCUCAAGAAUCUAUCUGUCCGUUGAUGUCUCUCUGAGUAGGUUAGAGAAGCAUUCCUUCUGCAGCCUGAGGAGGAUUACUCAUAUUGAGAUCAGGAACACAAGAAAUCUGACAUUCAUCCAUCCCGAGGCGUUUAAGAAUCUCCCUAAUUUACAGUAUUUGGGCUUAUUCAACACGGGUCUCAGCAUGUUCCCUGAUCUGACCAACAUCCACGCUGAGGAUUCAUACUUCCUGCUAGAGUUAAGCGAUAAUCCUUACAUUGCCGAAAUUCCUGCUAAUGCGUUCCAUGGUAUUACCAAUGACAUUCUGACAGUUAGGCUGUACAGUAAUGGCUUUAGGAAAAUCCAAAAUCAUGCUUUUAACGGGACAAGGCUGGACUCAGUGUACCUACACAGAAAUAAACAGCUGACACUGUUGGACGAGAGAAUGUUUGCUGGGACCAGCAGUGGCCCAAUGCUCCUGGAUGUUUCAGAAUCGGCUAUCAAUUCCCUCCCAACCAGAGGCUUAGAGUCACUUCGAGAACUCUGUGCUCGGAACGUCUGGACUCUAAAAAAACUGCCACCGAUUAAAACCUUCAGACACCUUGUUACAGCAGACCUGACCUACCCCAGCCAUUGCUGUGCAUUCAAGAACUUGAAGAAGAAAAGAGGGUUCUUGGAGGACAUAAUUUGUAACCUGACAGCCAGGUAUAGUCAACUCCAAAAAAGAUCCGUGGGCACUUUCAUUAUUCCUGGCCUACACAGCAGCAUGGAACCUGGAGUUGACACAGGCGAUACCCUCUUCAGAGACACCUAUGACCACCAGGACUUCUACAGCAGUCUGCAUUACCACACCUUCUUCGGUGGGCACCCGGAUGAUGACGUGGGUUUUGGGGAGACAUUGAAGAACCCCCAGGAAGACACCAGCCAUGAGUUUGAAAGUCGUUACGACUACAUUGUUUGCGAGGAGGGAGAGGAGGUUGCCUGUUACCCUGCUCCAGACGAGUUCAACCCUUGCGAGGACAUAAUGGGUUUCGGCUUUUUGAGAGUGUCCGUAUGGUUUGUCAGUUUGCUGGCUGUGUUGGGAAACCUGCUCGUGCUGUUGGUGCUGCUCACCAGUCAUUACAAACUGUCCGUUUCAAGGUUUUUAAUGUGCCAUCUGGCCUUUGCCGACCUGUGCAUGGGCAUAUACCUGUUGCUCAUCGCUUCUGUCGACCUCCAUACGCAUUCCGAAUACUACAAUCAUGCGAUCGACUGGCAGACCGGUCCGGGUUGCAACCUGGCUGGGUUCUUUUCUGUCUUCGGCAGCGAGCUGUCUGUCUACACGUUGACCACUAUUACCCUGGAGCGCUGGUACGCCAUCACCUUCGCCAUGCGCCUGGACCGCAAGUUGCGUCUGUCCCACGCAUCCAUCAUCAUGGUGAUGGGUUGGGUCGUCUGCCUCCUCUUGGCCCUUAUGCCUCUCGUGGGUGUCAGCAGCUACCAGAAAGUCAGCAUAUGUCUGCCCAUGGACACCCAGACGGUUGUGGACCAGGUCUACAUCCUUUUCGUGCUGGUUCUUAACAUCCUUGCUUUUAUAGUCAUCUGUGGAUGUUACAUCAAGAUCUACUGCGCCGUGCACAACCCCAGCCAUCGUUCCGCCAACAAGGACACCAGCAUUGCCAAGCGGAUGGCUGUGCUCAUAUUCACCGACUUUCUCUGUAUGGCACCCAUAUCGCUGUAUGCCAUGACGGCUGCAUUGGACCACCCGCUCAUCACUGUUUCAAACUCCAAGAUCCUGUUAGUGCUCUUUUACCCACUGAACUCCUGCGCCAACCCUUUCCUCUACGCCAUCUUCACCAAGGCCUUUCAAGGAGAUGUCUUUAUUCUGCUUAGCAAAGUGGGGCUCUGUCAACAACAGGCCCAAAUGUUUCGAGGUCAGACCGUAUCCUUUAAAGCGACCAGCAGACGUGAGAGGGAGCAGACGGGAGCGAAGGAAACCCCCAUCUCUCUGCUGGAUUACCCCGGUCACCAGCCAGCCGCGCUACAGCAGGAUGACAGUGAUGGGUAGGACGUGACACAACACGAUGACUGAAAUGUGGACAUCCAACAGGAUUGGAGUCAGUUAGACUGUGGUGCAGCAAAGACGACACGAACCACAUUUAUCACUUGAAGGGUCUGCUUUUAAAUAAUGGACUUAAAAUCUAUAGAAAUUCUAUGCUAUGCUGUCGUAUGCGUGUGCAGGUUUUAAAGCGUUCUUAAAACCAUGUACAUGUAAACGGCUGCUUUUAAUUCAGAUGAUCAUUUACGUUGUGUAAACUUGUGUUUUAUACAGCAGAUUAUGGGCCCUAUCGUACAGCCGGCGCAAUACAGCGCAAGGUGUGACGCAAGUGUUUUGCUAGUUUCAGCCUGACGCAGUUCUUAUUUUCCCAUCCUGUGCCAUGUUGUUUAAAUAGCAAAUGCAUUUGCGCCCAUUUGUGCCCCCAUGUGCAUGCUGGUCUGAAAAGAGGUGUAUUCAGGCGCAUUGUUGGAGCGUUGCUAUUUUGAGGAAGGAUUAAGUCAAUCGCGCAUGAGCAAAUCAGUUUCUUCGCUUGAAAAGCGUUCAGCUUUUCCACCAACAAACUCUGCCAUGUAAAUAGCGAUCCACCAUGGCAAGAGCGCAACUGCCUCUUAACUGGAAUGGGAGAUGACCCUAUGAUUGACCUACGCUUUAGACCAUGCACACUCAGACCCUCAAAAAUUGGGCCCCUGGAGUCUUCUUAUGUAAUGUCUAUGUGUAGAUCAUUUAACUGUGGAUGAGGUUUUUGGUGUUGAACAUAUUUUUACAUACUGUAUAAUUCAUUGUAAAAAAAGAGACUAACAAUAAAACCAUAAUACAAAAUAAUCUAAAUAAUUUGAUGUGCCACUGAUAGCCCCCCCAAACUCACUUCAUUGGUAAAAUUAUGUUGUGCAUGAUUAAAUAUAGCCACAGAGCCACAACUGUUAACAACUGUCAAUAAAUAAAAGCA